Glossina fuscipes is the source of this 2267-nucleotide messenger RNA. RefSeq lists its product as uncharacterized. Bases 267 to 752 code for a protein of 161 amino acids. The transcript is spliced from 5 exons. NCBI's taxonomy places the organism in Eukaryota, Metazoa, Arthropoda, Insecta, Diptera, Glossinidae. The record is from RefSeq and is a predicted model, not a curated record.
UUUAGUUAACACGUUAUUUUCUCAUAAUAAUUUACAAAGCACGACAGUGAAUCUGAACUAAGUUCUUAUAAGGAAAAAUUCAAUCAAUAUAUUAUAAAAAUUAUAAUUAAAAGGUUAAAUUGUCAUUCAGUACAAACAUAAAAAGAAAAAAGUCAUUAAGGAAUAAAAACUAAGCGAUUCUAUUAGAAUCGUUGUUUUGACACUUAAAAAGUUCCUAAAGAAACCAAAGAAAACAAUAGUUUCGGCAUAAAGACCAGAGCACAAAAAUGUAUACUGUUUCCAAAGGUCCCAGUAAAAUUGUGGCCAAAACACGCAGAGGUUUAUCGCAAAACUUUGAAAAAUUUGAAACAAUUAAGGAAAGCAGCAGGCGCAAUAACGACUCAAACAGCCCCGAAAAGAAUGUUGUUCCGCGGCCAGUUUUUCAAACCAAAAAGUUUUAUACCCACACAAAGAUUGUUGAAGAAGAGGCUAUUACGCCCCAACAUGAGGAAAUCAUUAAAUACAUAAAUGAUUCUUGGAAUAUAGUCGUAGCUCAAAAUCCGUACGAUCGAACGCCGAGUAAUCUACCCACAGCUGAUGCCAAUAACAACACCGCUACCUCCCUGGCUAAGGCGUAUAGCAGUUCGGCACAAACGGCUUCUUCACUUUACUGCGUUGAGCCACCUAGUCCAGUUUUAAGCGAUUUCAAGCCUUUUGAUCUGGAAUCAUGGUGGGGUCGUCGCUUGUUUAACAAUAUCACAAAAAGUCUGUGAAUUUAUUUUUCGCAUUGUUGCGUUUAACUUUUCAUAAGUAUAACUUGGUACUUUUAAGCUUAAGUUAAAAUGAAAAAGAAGGAAAAAAUCGCUUGCAAUUAUUAUGCAUGUAUUUGAGCGUGUGAAUCAUUCAACGCUUCCGGCAUAAUCCUUUUUCCCCAUAGACUAUCUCUUUAAGGCAACAAUUAGUUAUUUUAGUAAUUCUUCCUCAUAAAACUUGAUAUGUUAAAUCGCCUUUUGCUUUGUUUUGUAAAAUUUUACAUUUAUUUAAAUAAGUUUCAAAAUUUAAAACCCGAUACCUUUUUGCCUAAUUUUAUUCUAUUAAAUUUAAUUGAAAAUGAAAAAAAAGCAACGAAAAGUAAAGAUGCACGCAUAGACACAACGAAUCUUUAAAGUGAUCUUUUGUUUUUAUUCUUGCUUAGUGGAAAUAAUAAUAAACGAUUCAUUUACUUUGACUAACCUUAUUGCUGCAAAUGCAUUGAGCCCGUUCGCAUAGCUGCAACCUUUUUUAAUGAAUUCUUGCAAAGUUUUGAUUAAACUGUUUGGCGUCGUGCUUGACGUCGUGAUUCUCUUUACGUUUCCUCAUCGAUCUUCUUUUAUUAUUCUCAUUAAUGAUGCUACUGCUCUUGUUAUCGUUAAUAUUGGUAACUACGUUUCUUAUUAUUAUCGUCACUCGGUGCCCGAAUUAACUACCAAAUCGCCUGAGUAGUCGAGUAGGUAAGAACCAAAGUCAAUUUUCGCGGGUUUGAAUCUCAAGUCUACUGAGUGCUAUGUCGGGUAAGGGCGUAAUACUAAUCGAUUGGACACACAUCCACUGGGUGGCGGCCACUACCUCCCUAUUUUUUCCUCGUUCCUGCUCUUCUAUCUUACCGUCCCAUGUUACACGAAUAGGGGACGUCUCCCGAAUGUGCAAUUCACAGUAAAAAAUUAAAAAUAAAUGAUGACGUCAUAUAUAAAGGAAUUUUCCCGCGAUAACUAAAUUGUCCUUUCUUGUGAAGUGUAGUCCCCUUCGUGUAUGCGAGUAUUAAAAUGAUUUAAAAGAUAUAACCACAUUCCGUACAUAACACUGUUCGAUUAUAUUUUAACAAAAAUCAAUUUUAUCCGAUAAUUGGAAGAGGUCUGCAGGAGGUGCAUGGAAAUCAAAUAUUACUGAUUGCUGAUAAUCGGAGUACACAUCGUGCUUAAUCACAGCUAAAUUUUUAUUCUUGUUACUUUUCCGUAAAUAAACUAACACCCAUGUAAGAGCUUAUAAGUAUUUAAGACACUGCUAGCUUAUGUUCGACUUAAUGCUGGUCUUGGAUAGUCUGCAUUUAAAGUUUUAAAAAGCAAAUUGGCGAAAGAAACAGCAUACGAAAACUUGUUCUUAAAGACGAUCUUCAGAUUACAAUGGAAAUUCUUUCCUCCUAUUGCUUCCAGUAAUAUAAAAGAGGAAAAGUGUAAACGAACGCACUAAAAUAAAUAAUGGAUUUAGGAAAAGAUUACAAGCCUAGAAAAAAAAAAUGAUAGGAUUGAUUA